Messenger RNA from Seminavis robusta, 1638 nucleotides. The record is from the annotation of a GenBank genome assembly. NCBI's taxonomy places the organism in Eukaryota, Bacillariophyta, Bacillariophyceae, Naviculales, Naviculaceae.
AUGAGUGCUUCCAGCAAACAACAAUGGUCGCGGUUGGCUCGCGUAGUCUUCCAGUUGUGUCUAGUGUGGCAGCCAACGCGUGGCAGUGCCUCUGGUCCUCGUCGAAGACGACUGCGGCAGCGAAUUCAGCAUGAGCCAUCACAGACGUUACCGUCAUCUUCCGUAGCAAGCGCUUCUUCUUCCUCUCAACAUCAGCAUCAGCAGCAGCAUGAGGACCGCAACCUCUUGAUUCAAACACGCAUUGUCAAUGGCCGUGACGUUCAUGUGCCGCAUCAAGACUUUCCCUUUUUUGUUCAAUGGUACCGCGGCUGUGGUGCCACGCUCAUUCACGCCGAUGUCGCCUUGACGGCAGCCCACUGUUUCACAGAUACCCUUCGAGAUCAUCGCGUGCGAGUCGAAGGCGACCCAAAACACUCAUUUAUCGAAAUCCUGGACUACUUGAUCCAUCCCGAGUUCAACGACGAAACCAAUCUAGUCAACAACAAUGCCAAUGACUUUAUGUUACUCAAGCUCGCCAAACCAGUGCCAUCGGUCCGUCCCAUCCAACUGCAGUCGGACAACGAUCUACCUCUCAGAGAUCAAGAAGAUUUGACCAUUGUGGGAUACGGAUUGACGGCAGAAGACGGAGACAUUUCCAACAUUCUCCAAGAAGCUACGGUCCAGUAUCAUCAUGAUUGUUCCUUUGCUCGCUAUAGACCCGGAAAGGUCGGUCGUGACUCCAUGUUUUGUGCGCAUGGGAAAUUCAACGACACGCUCGCCGUGGAUUCCUGUCAAGGAGAUAGUGGAGGUCCCAUUCUACGAAAGACUCCUCAAGGAUGGUUGCAAGUCGGAGUCACUAGUUGGGGUGAAGGAUGUGCCCGGCCCGAUGCUCCGGGAAUCUAUGCUCGUACCCAAGUCGCUCAUGAAUGGGUGAACCGAGAACUGUGUCAUCUCAGUGAAGUUCCACCUCCCCACUGCAGUUUCCCCAACAACAUGACGCUGACUGGCUCGGCUAUAGAGAUACAGCAGAAUGUGGAUGCAGGGCUGUUGGUAGUGGCGGCAGAGAACAACAAUGCCACCAACACCUCUGUCGUACCGAACGUGACUAUUUCCACCACCCUCACGUUACGAGUCGAUAUACAUUACGAUAACUACCCACAGGAAAUCAGCUGGGCGCUGGCGCAACAACAACAACAACAACAACAGUCGGAAGAGAGCGCUACUACCAAGAAGAAUGCCCCACUGUUGAAACUGGUUUCGCCACGGCCAACAGUAUCUUUGCGCAAUCAACGCAUCUCGCAACACAUCUUGGAUGUACAACCUGGAACGUAUCGAUUGGAAGUUUAUGAUACCAUUGCUGGAGAUGGAAUCUCACUGUCCAAUGAACGGGAAGAAGAAGAUGCGAUACAAGUAUGGUUGUUGACGACAACCACCACCACAAGGACACUGACAAACGCCUCCAACUCCAGUCAAGUCGCCAAGGUUGGUUGGAACGAAGGAGCAGAUGCAGUGGACGCGGAGAGCGUUAGCCAACUAUUAGAUGACCACCAAGAUGGUGUGUCGGUGACGGUGACACAUCAUGUCGACGAUGCCCGGCUUCUUUGGAAACACAGUGGUGACUUUGGGGAGUUUGUGUACGCCGAAGUCCCAGUUGCUUAA